Vicia faba (fava bean) is the source of this 2691-nucleotide messenger RNA. NCBI's taxonomy places the organism in Eukaryota, Viridiplantae, Streptophyta, Magnoliopsida, Fabales, Fabaceae. The record is from the annotation of a GenBank genome assembly.
AUGACGCAUUUGUUGAAGAAGCCACAUGUUAAUAGAUCAUUCAUCAUUAACCAUGCAUCUUCUACUUCCUAUAUAUGGAAGAAAGAUGUUUGUCACAACAAUAGCAACUUGUUCUUGAAAUCUUCUCCACCUAAAAAGGUUUGUUUGAGGAGGAGUUUGUCUCAUCCCAAGUUCUUGAGAGUUGUGAUGGCAACAAGUAAAACUCAUAAUGUGAAAGCCAUAGUGAGUGUGAAACAAAGUGUUGGUGGUGUUAUUAAGAAUCUUGUUAGUGGUAUUGUUGGGAACAAUCACUUGGUGUUGGAGCUUGUCAGUGCUGACCUUAAUCCAAAUGCGAACUCGGAGAAAAAGACGAUAAAAGGAAAAGCACACGAGACUGAGAAAAAAGAGAAUGAUGCAGAAUAUGAAGCAACUUUUGUGGUACCAGCAGAUUUUGGAAAUGUUGGUGCUGUUUUGGUUGAAAAUGAACACGGCAGUGAGAUAUUUCUAAAGAAUAUAGUCCUUGAUGGUUUCCCUGAUGGUCCGGUUCACCUUUCGUGUCAAUCAUGGGUUCAACCAAAGCAUGAUUCUCCUACUAAGAGAGUUUUCUUCACUAACAAGAUGUAUUUGCCAUCACAAACACCAAGUGGAUUAAGAAAGCUGAGAGAAAAUGAGCUGAAAGAAUUAAGAGGGAAUGGUGAAGGUGAAAGAAAAAGCUCAGACAGAAUCUAUGAUUAUGAUGUGUACAAUGAUCUUGGUGAUCCUGAUAUCAACAGUAAACUCAAAAGGCCUGUUCUUGGUGGCAACAAACAGUAUCCAUAUCCUAGACGCUGUCGUACCGGUCGAAAGCAUUCCAAUACAGAUCCAUCAUAUGAAAAGAGAGAUUUGAAUUUCUAUGUUCCUCGCGACGAGGCAUUUGCUGACAUAAAGAAGAUACAAUUCAACGCAACUACAGUUUCGUCAGGAGUAAAAACAGUUUUGGAAUCUUUAGAUACAAUUUUCACUGAUAUAGAUCUUGGAUUUGAUAGUUUUGAAGACAUAGACACACUUUUCAAAGAUGGAUUUCAGUUACCUACAUCUCUUGAUUCCAAUAACUUAAACUUGCUCCAAAAAGUCAUUCCUAGGUUUCUUAAGGCUGCAAAUGAUAGCCAAAAGGUUUUGCGCUUCGAUACACCAGAAGCACUUAAAAGAGACAAAUUCUUUUGGCUAUCAGACGAGGAAUUUGCAAGGGAGACAUUGGCAGGGGCCAAUCCAUAUAGCAUCCAAUUAGUCAAGGAAUGGCCUAUAAGAAGUAAAUUAGAUUCCCAAAUUUACGGUCCACCAGAAUCAGCAAUCACUAGAGAAGUCAUUGAGUCGCAGAUAAUUGGUUAUACCACACUUGAAGAGGCCAUUCGAGAGAAGAAAAUGUUCAUGCUAGACUACCAUGAUUUAUAUAUACCAUAUGUAAGCAAAGUGAGGGAAUUGGAGAAUACUACACUGUAUGGAUCAAGAACAUUGUUCUUCCUCACCAAACAAGGCACAUUAAAGCCACUUGUUAUUGAGCUUACUAGACCGAUCAUCGGUGACAAACCUCAAUGGAAACAAAUUUUCACACCUGCUUCUGAUUCGACAAAUCUUUGGCUUUGGCGGCUUGCAAAAGCUCAUGUUCUUGCUCAUGAUACUGGUUACCAUGAACUUAUAAGCCACUGGUUAAGGACUCAUUGUGUUGUAGAACCCUUUGUCAUUGCAACAAAUAGACAGCUUAGCAUCAUGCAUCCAAUCUACAAGUUACUACAUCCACAUCUCAGAUAUACUUUGGAGAUAAAUGCACUCGGUCGUGAGAUUCUUAUUAAUGCUUACGGAGUCAUUGAAGACUCAUUCUUUACUAAAAAGUAUUCAAUGGAAUUAUCGGCUGUGGCAUAUGAUAAGCUUUGGCAGUUUGAUUUGCAGGGACUACCAAAUGAUCUUAUUUAUAGAGGAAUGGCUGUGGAAGACCCUAAUGCACAACAUGGAGUAAAGCUAGCAAUUGAAGACUACCCUUUUGCGAAUGACGGUCUUCUCAUAUGGGAUGCUAUAAAACAAUGGGUCACAGAAUAUGUCAAUCAUCACUAUCCAAGUCCAAGCAUCAUAGAAUCUGAUCAAGAGCUUCAAGCAUGGUGGACAGAAAUUCGAACAAAGGGUCACGGAGACAAAUCAGAAGAACCAUGGUGGCCAAAACUCAAAACACAGAAAGACCUUAUUGAUAUCAUUACCACCAUAGCUUGGGUAGCAUCUGCUCAUCAUUCAGCUACAAACUUUGCACAAUAUGCUUACGGAGGCUAUUUUCCUAACAGACCAACGGUCGCUAGAAACAAAAUGCCAACAGAAGACCCUACAAAGGAAGAAUGGGAAAAAUUCAUCAACAAACCCGAGCAAACACUUUUGGAGUGUCUUCCAUCGCAAAUCCAAGCGACUUUGGUGAUGACCAUUUUGAACUUAUUAUCAUAUCAUUCACCAGAUGAAGAGUACUUGGGAGAACUCAUUGAGCCAUCAUGGGCUGAGAAUCCAACUAUAAAGGUAGCAUUUGAAAGGUUCAAUGGAAGAUUGAAGGAAAUUGAAGGUAUAAUAGACACAAGAAAUGCUGAUAGUAACUUGAAAAAUAGGAAUGGAGCUGGAAUAAUGCCUUACGAGCUAAUGAAACCAUUUUCAGGACCUGGAGUUACUGGAAAGGGGGUUCCAUAUAGCAUAUCUAUUUAA